CUUAAUAAGAGUGAAAAUAGAUGGUUGCGUCCAGCAGAAGUUUUAAAAACAUUGAGCGAAGAAGAGAAAAAGCACCACGAAAUCAUUCGUAAAUUCCGUGGAAUCCUCAAUAAACUCACUCCACAGAAGUUCAGUACUCUGAUUCAACAAGUCCUAGAUCUGGAAAUUGAUACUCCUGAAAGACUAGAAGAGGUUAUUAAUAUAAUUUUUGAAAAGGCUAUAAGUGAACCCAGUUUUAGCGUAGCAUACGCUAACAUGUGUAGAUGUCUUGUGCCUACCAAUGUAAAAGUAGAAACCAAGGAUGGCAAAGACACAACUAUAACAUUCCGUAAAAUCCUGUUGAACAAAUGUCAGAAAGAAUUUGAGAAAGAAAAAUCUGACGAAAUGGAUAUUCACAAAAAAAUGGAGGAGCUUUUAAAGGAAGGGUUAUCAGAAGAAGAGUUGAAACUAAAAAAAGAUGAAUUAGCACUAGAGGAACAGAAAGGAAGAAGAAGAACUCUUGGAAACAUUAGAUUUAUUGGAGAGUUAUUUAAACUCAAGAUGCUUACAGAAAGUAUCAUGCAUGACUGUAUCAUUAAGCUGCUCAAAAGUAAUGAUGAAGAAUCAUACGAGUGUCUUUGCAAGCUCCUGUCAACUAUUGGGAAGGAUCUUGAUCAUCAAAAGGCUAAGCCAAGAAUGGACCAAUACUUUGAACAAAUGAAAAAAAUAAUCGAAAUGAAAAAGACGUCUUCAAGAUGUCGAUUCAUGCUACAGGAUGUGAUUGAGCUGCGAGCCAGUAACUGGGUACCUCGACGAGAUGACAACAAUCCAAAGACUAUUGAUCAAAUUCACAAAGAAGCAGCUGAAGAGGAAAGAAAAGUGAUGCUAUUAAUCCAAAACACAAAAAUGCCGCCUAACAAACGGGACAAUCCAGGAAAAGGUCGUGAUAGUCCCCGAUCUGUUAAUGAAGAAACAUGGACAACUGUACCAGGAAGACAGAGGAAUGUAAGUGUGGAUCCAAAGAAGUUCCAGGAUGUGAAGAAGCGCACAAAUGUAGACACAGAGAACAUCUCACUUGGCCCAGGAGGGCGUGGCUAUGGAGCAUGGUCACGUGGCAGUAGUGGUGGAUCAGGACCUGCUUCAGGACCAAGUACACCAACUGAGGAACCAAGAGGGAAUCGAUUUUCUGCUUUGGGAGGAGAAGGCAGAAGAGGUCCUGUUGCAUCAAGACAAGGUGCUGGCCGCCAAGAGCCUCGUAGCCAAGGAUCAACUGGAAGACGCCCAACAACUGAACGUGAAAAGGCAAUGGAAGCUGUGAGAAACAUUGUACAAACAAAGCAACCAGCCAAACCAGAUGAACAACAAACUGCUGAACCAGAAGAGGAAGAAGAGGAGAUAGAGGUAGAGCAAGAAACACGUCCACCUGCUGCGCCAUCACCUCCUACAAGUAAAGAACUAACAGCAGAGGAAGUAGAGGCUAAAGCAACUGGUCUUAUUGAUGAGUACCAUAACAUCAAAGACCUAGAGGAAGCAAUAAAUUGCGUUAAAGACAUUAACACUCCUGACAUGCUCUACAAGCUUGUGUACAUUGCUUUGAAUCAUUCUAUGGAGAAACAUUCAUCAGAAAGAGUACUUACAGCCAAGCUGAUGCAUGCGUUACUCAAGAAUAAAAUUAUUACAGAAGAAAGCUAUAUUAAAGGGUUAGAAGAAGUACUAGAAUUUGCUGAGGACAUGGAAAUUGACAUUCCUCACAUCUGGAAAUAUCUUGGAGAAAUUACAGGAACUACCAUUAUAGAUAAUGUAUUAUCCUUGACCAGUCUGAACAAGUCAAUAGAAAAACAUGUCAGAGACAAAGAAAAAGCUGCUAAAUUGAUGGCAGAAGUUUUAAUAUCUGCUCGCAGUAGAACGGAUCCUGCAGAAAUCGACCAGCUAUGGUCCCAAUCUGGACUUUCCUUCAGCAACUUCUUUCCUUCUAAAGAAGAGGAGUUGCAGUUCCUUAAGAGUAAUAAAUUAGAAUCAUUAGCUAGUGACUGCAAUAGCACAAGCUCACAAAGCUCAAAGCCACACGCAUCCAAGGUCCAAGAAGAACUUCGGAAUUUAAUUUUGGUUGAAAAAUGCAAUAAUGAAGACGUCUUCAAAUGGAUCGACGACAAUGUGAGUGACCCUAAGGAUCCAAAGUUUAUUCGUACCCUCGUGACUGUCGUUUGCGAAGGCUGCAAAAAAGAUGACGAUUCCUGUGAUAUAAUCUUUAAACAAAGAAGUCCUCUUUUACAGAAGUACAUUGACAAUAACAGGUCGUUGGAGCUACAAGCUCUAUUCUCUUUACAGGCAUUAUCAGUAAGCCUUGAUCAUCCACCGGGAUUUCUCAAGUCAUUCUUCAACGCACUCUACGAUGAGGAAAUAAUCUCAGAAGAUGCGUUUUUUGACUGGGAGAAGGACGACAGUCCAAGCGAAAGCCAAGGCAAGGGCACAGCAAAGUCUUCGACGGUACAUUUUUUCGAAUGGUUGAGAUCUGCCGAAGAAGAAAAACCAGGGGAAAGUUGAAUGGGAUGAAUAAAUGCAUGACAUACGUGCUUUUCCUCCCAGCAAAAUCCAAAUCAAUUCACAAUAGCUUGGCUUUGAGUCGAGUACCUGGAAAAAAGAUGUUGCCCUAAUCAUUGUCCAGGAAAAAAAGUGCCUCAUGCCAAGCUUUGAUAUUAGAAGACUUCGAAUAUCGGAGUUCACAAGACUUUGUUCCCAAGAGGACACAAUGCAACAUUCACAGAGAAUUAAAGAAAUAAUGUGAAUGAAAAAAUGAACAUGAAUUAGAAGAGCUUACAGAAUUUCCUGCGAAUCAAAUGUCUCGUCAUGUGAAUAAGAUAUUGAUGGUAGUAUUUUGCGUACGAACUUGUGAGCUGAUAUUGCAAAAAGUUGUUAAAGUGCAGUGAUUUAACAGAUCCCAGAGAUCGCAAUGAUAUAGUAAUAUGAAUCUGCACCUUUAGAUGGUUAGGAAGAUUCCCUAAAAAUGUGUCCCCUUCUAGUUAAAAUAAAACGUACAUGUAAAUGAAGGGGCCAAUCGAUUGAAAUUAAAGAUUCUACAAAGACAAA
This is a messenger RNA of Actinia tenebrosa (Australian red waratah sea anemone), 3066 nucleotides long. Its product is annotated as eukaryotic translation initiation factor 4 gamma 3. NCBI's taxonomy places the organism in Eukaryota, Metazoa, Cnidaria, Anthozoa, Actiniaria, Actiniidae. The record is from RefSeq and is a predicted model, not a curated record. Gene Ontology annotation, cellular component: eukaryotic translation initiation factor 4F complex. Gene Ontology annotation, molecular function: translation initiation factor activity; mRNA binding; protein binding.